GAGAAAAAAAACACAAAUAAGCCAAGAGCAGAGAGGAGAGGAAGCCAAGAGCAAAAACUGCCUCUUCGGAGAAGACAAGAAAAUAUAGGAAAGUCCCCUUGUGCGAGUUCAGAAAUUACCCUUGUGCUCAUCCUGGAUUCAGACGGAAGAUCUCAAACCAGAAGGAAUACUUGCUGCUCCUCCAAAGUUAAGUCCCAGACUUGGGAAGAUUCUGCAAGAUUGAUAUUUUUUUGGAUCAACAUCUUGAAGUGCAGUUGGCUCGUGACGGGACUUCUUCGUUGGUGCUUUCUUGCCACGGUUUAGGAUUGCAAAGAUCUGACGCCCGUUCAGUCUCUGGAAAUAGAUGCAGGAUCCUCUUCAGAGUGUACAGCUUGAUCCCAGGCACAACUUUUUUUUCCCUCCAGAGAGCACAACUCUCUGUGCAAAAAGGCACAAUGUUUCCCAGCUGGAGGCACUUUUUGUGAAGCGCGGUGAAACACGGGAGCUGCGGCCGGACUCGAGGUGGAACGAACUUGGUCAUCUUAGAUUGUCCUGGAGAGGUGAAUUGCUUUUCCUACCCCAUUGGAGUCUCCCCCGCCAAAAAACCCACAUAUGAGUGGGUGGGGGAAAUUAGGCUAGUGCCCUCAAGCAAGCACCCACUGUGGUUUCUUAUUUUGGUGACAGUUGUUGUGCAAAGUGAAGGACGUUGGUCCUGUGUCCCGGUGAAGAGUGAAGAACGGAAGAAGCUCUUGCCGCUAUGGAGGUUCUCUCAGAAUGUGGAGUUCUUUGGAGCCUUCUCUUAGAACUGGAGGAUCCGUGUCUGCUGUGUCACUUGAAAUGGCUCUGCGAUUUUCCCGAAGAUUGUCGUGAUUCAGCCUGGGAAGAAAUCCCAUCUGUGUUGAGUCCAACCUAUAAACAACGGAAUGAAGACUUCAGGAAACUUUUCAAGCAGCUUCCCGAAACGGAGCGCCUCAUUGUUGAUUACUCCUGCGCCCUUCAAAGAGAUAUUCUUUUGCAAGGCCGACUCUACCUCUCUGAAAACUGGAUCUGCUUCUACAGCAACAUCUUCCGCUGGGAAACCUUGUUGACCGUUCGUUUGAAGGACAUCUGCACCAUGACCAAGGAGAAAACUGCACGGCUCAUUCCUAAUGCUAUCCAAGUUUGCACAGACACUGAAAAGCACUUUUUCACUUCCUUUGGUGCCCGGGAUAGGACGUACAUGAUGAUGUUCCGUCUCUGGCAGAAUGCCCUCCUUGAAAAGCCCUUGUGUCCAAAGGAGCUUUGGCAUUUUGUACAUCAGUGUUACGGCAAUGAGCUGGGGUUGACGAGUGAUGAUGAAGACUACGUUCCUCCUGACGAAGACUUCAACACCAUGGGUUACUGCGAGGAGAUCCCAGUGGAAGAAAACGAAGUCAACGACAACUCCUCCAAAAGCAGCACGGAGGUCAAAGCUGAAGUGAGCCCUCAGCUUCCCAAGAAGUCUCUUCCCAACAGCAGCACGCUGACCCCUACAACGAACAACGAAGCUCCCAUCCCGUAUGAAGGCAUAGUUCCUGAAGAAGAAGAGGUUCUGGACACACCGGCCGAGAAGGAGAUGACAAUUGCAAGUCUCAUUGGAGACAAGAUUGACAUCAUCGCCCCUAUGAAUUCCCCCUCUUUGGAUUUCAAUGACAAUGAGGACAUUCCAACCGAACUCAGUGAUUCCUCCGAGACUCAUGAUGAAGGGGAGGUCCAGGCCUUUUACGACGAUCUGAAUGGACGGCAAUACAUGAAUGAAGUCUUCAACUUUAGUGUGGAUAAGCUCUACGAUCUGCUCUUCACAAACUCUCAGUUCUUAAGGGAUUUCAUGGAGCAGCGGCGGUUUUCUGAUGUUAUUUUUCAUCCAUGGAAGAAGGAAGAAACUGGCAAUCAAAGUAGAGUUAUUCUCUACACCAUCACUCUCACCAACCCCCUGGCUCCAAAAACUGCCACCAUUACUGAAACUCAGACAAUGUACAAAGCCAGCCAAGAAAGCGAGUGUUACGUUAUAGAUGCCGAGGUGCUAACUCAUGAUGUUCCUUACCAUGAUUAUUUCUACACAAUUAAUCGUUACACUUUGACACGUGUUGCCAGGAACAAAUGUCGACUCAGGGUUUCUACAGAGCUACGUUACAGAAAACAGCCAUGGGGACUAGUGAAAUCCUUCAUUGAGAAGAACUUUUGGAGCGGUCUUGAUGACUAUUUUCGCCACUUAGAGAGUGAAUUGACCAAAACCGAGAGUUUGUAUCUAGCAGAACUUCACAGACAGUCGCCCAAAGAGAAAGUGAACAAACAAUCCAUAGUGCGGCGGAGGAAGCGACCCCAUGCACACUUGAGGGGGCCUCAUCUGGAGGAAGUACUGAGUCCUGUUACCACUCCCACAGAUGAGGAGGUUGUAAGUCGAAUCAAGCGUGUGGCAGGUUCCACCCAAACACGGCACAUCCCUGAGGAAAGUCCUGGCACCUUCCACCUGCAGAGUGUGUCCAAAUUACUCCUUGUUAUUAGUUGUGUUUUGGUGCUUUUGGUCAUCCUUAAUAUGUUGCUGUUCUACAAGCUGUGGAUGUUGGAAUACACCACUCAGACCUUGACGGCCUGGCAGGGGCUCCGCUUACAGGAAAGGUUACCCCAAUCUCAGACGGAGUGGGCCCAGUUAUUAGAGUCCCAGCAGAAAUAUCACGACACAGAGCUCCAAAAAUGGCGAGAGAUCAUCAAAUCAUCCGUGGUUCUCUUAGAUCAGAUGAAGGAUUCCCUCACCAACCUUCAGAAAGGCAUCGGCUCUCGCGAACAUCGGUCCAAGUCCGAUGAGAAACGGAAGCAGUUCUACUAGCAGGCGGGGAGACACACGUGGCCAGAGGAUUGCGUGCAAUAUAUGUACAUAGAGAAUGAAUAUAUAGAUAAAUAUAUAUAUUCAUCAUCUCCAGAUUUUUACAGAGGAAAGGAACCCGUUGGCGUCGUGAGGAGAGAAUCACGGUGCCGAACGGAACUCCAGCAGCACUGGAACGUGAAACCGGGAACAUCGCCAAGGAAGGGCCAGAAUGCGAUGGAGGAAUUGGGCUUUUCCGGCACUGAGGCAUUGUGGGAAAAUCCCUUCUUGGCCCUCCUGGAUUCAUGCAUCUUUCUAGGCAUUUUCCUGGCUCUUUAUUUGUUUGUCUGCCUCUCUUGGGCAGGAGCGGGGAAGACGUAGGAAGCCAUGAAGCCCGCCAUUGGAGCUGCUCCUUAACUAGGCUUGGCACAAAUGGCCUAUUUGUUCUGGCAUGGACGAACUGUUGUGUUAUUUUUCUCGGCAAGAAUGCGGUUGGCGAAUCCUUCGAGCCGGCUGCCAAAACAGAGCAUUGUUGCUUGUUUUCCACCCAGGGUUCCCUUGGCGGGAUUUCUCUUUCGUUGGCAAGUGGACUUGGCACAGGCUUCCCCGCCCCCCCCUUCCCACGCUGCUACUUCGGCCGAGAGCACGCCCCCCCCUCCCCGGCGUGCAACGGGAUGAGUUUGUUUGAGGAGAUAAGACAGGAAGCGGUUGUGUGUGAGUGCGUGGAAGGGCCUUGUGCGCAGCUCACUCAGGUGCUAACUCCCUUUUGCUGAAGGAUGAGUUUUGCCAUCUUUUUGUGGCCAACGAUGGCAAAAUUUGCGACCUGCGGACUUCGACUCCCGGAAUCCUGGCUCGGGAAUUCUGGGAGUCGAAGUCCGCAGGUCGUGAAGUUGCCACGGCUGGCCUUCCUUGAGUCACAUUUUGGUCCUUGUUUCAGCUUGACGGCAUCUUCUCUGGCGGUCGUUGCAUCCUUUGACCAUUGCAGCUUCAAGUAGUUACUCGAGAGAGUGGUUGCUCUGCUUAAAGGGCUAUCUGUACUUGCAGAGAUACCCAUGGAGACCCACAUCUAGGGAGCUUCUCGUGUGUAAAUGUCCACAGCAAAAAUAAAAAGGCAACAACAGAUUGAGCUGCAAUCCAGGGAUAUGCCUCAGCUCAGCAAGGGGUUUAAAAAAUGUCUGCGUCGAAGUCUUUGUCCCGAAUCGUCUUUAUUUAUUGAAGCCAUCUUGUUUCUUGUUGUACCCGUGUCGAGACAGAGAGUUGGGGGAGAAGCGCAAGGAGAAAUAAGUUUGCUAUUCGUAGCGAGAGAUGGGCUUUUUGCGUUGCUGUGCCUGUCAGCUUCAGCCAUGGCAAGGCACCAUGCAUUCACACCAACCUCUUGUAAAAACUUGGAAGGACACUCCUGAACGUACAUUCAGCAGCUGCGUGAUGAGAACUCCCUUUCCUCUUCAGCAGCUGAUUUCAAAUGCAAGGAUGCAUUUUCAUUCUUUAAAGCCAGGCUGUCCAAACUUGGCAACUUUUAAGGACUUCAACUCCCAGCCAUUCCUUAGCCAGCAUUCCAUGUUGGCUGGAGAAUUCUGGGAGCUAAAGUCCACCAGUCUGCGAGUCUUAAAAGUUGCUACGGUUGGACUUCCCCUGCUUUAAAGAAAGUCCUUCUUGGUGGUCCCUAGCGGUGAGAGCUUGGGAACUCCGCAAAACACAGACAUGAAAACAUCUGUUGGCUGAGCUGCAAACAAGGAAAUACAAAGACGGUUUAUUUCUUUAGGAUUUUUCCUUGGGAGGAAAAAAAAAUACAUAUCGCUUGAAAGAGCUAAGAUUCCACCAAACGAUGAUGCUCUUCUUUCUUUUCUUUUUCAUGGAUUUAGUCAAAGCAAACAUUUCUCUAAUUCGGAAUGAAGCAAACCGAAGACUUGAUUUGUGGGCGGGAGGUCAGUUUUAUCAUGUAAGAGGCCAUACUUUCCUAGAGCAGGGGUCUCCAACCUUGGCCACUUUAAGCCGUGGCGGACUUCAAUUCCCAGAAUCCUGGGUGGCUCAA
This is a messenger RNA of Thamnophis elegans (Western terrestrial garter snake), 4832 nucleotides long. RefSeq names its product GRAM domain containing 1B (gene GRAMD1B). Gene Ontology annotation, cellular component: endoplasmic reticulum-plasma membrane contact site; plasma membrane; endoplasmic reticulum membrane. Gene Ontology annotation, molecular function: sterol binding; sterol transfer activity. Gene Ontology annotation, biological process: intracellular sterol transport. The record is from RefSeq and is a predicted model, not a curated record. The coding region runs from base 737 to 2824 and encodes 695 amino acids. NCBI's taxonomy places the organism in Eukaryota, Metazoa, Chordata, Lepidosauria, Squamata, Natricidae. The transcript is spliced from 17 exons.